Haliotis rubra (blacklip abalone) is the source of this 6466-nucleotide messenger RNA. RefSeq names its product AN1-type zinc finger protein 3 homolog. Gene Ontology annotation, molecular function: DNA binding; zinc ion binding. The transcript is spliced from 5 exons. The coding region runs from base 93 to 845 and encodes 250 amino acids. The record is from RefSeq and is a predicted model, not a curated record. NCBI's taxonomy places the organism in Eukaryota, Metazoa, Mollusca, Gastropoda, Lepetellida, Haliotidae.
CUAACCAGCUGGUGUGAUUGUCAUUCCUUCACUACAUUCUGUCUUUUUCUCAGACGAAAUAUUCGUCUCCACGUAAAUUUCGUCUUCCGCAGAUGGAAGAUUCCAAUAGCAGCGAACCUCCACGCUGUCCUUGUGGAUUUUGGGGGUCUAGUGAAACAUCAGGUUUAUGUUCAAAGUGUUAUAAAGAUUUGAGAAAGCCAAGUGUUCCCCAACCAACCUCUGCUUUACGAAGCACUAUGGAUUCAGCUCCCCACUCCUCACGGACAAAUCCUGAAAAUCUAUCAAAAAAGAACUCUAAAGCUGAAGAGCUCCAAAUACCAAAUGGAGAAAAUCCUAAAGACUUGUCAAAUUUCAAAGGAAAUGUGUGUGACAAGCAUAGUGACUCAGCAGGUAGUUGUACUGCACAGUGUGAACUUUCCUCAGACAAAAAGUCACCGUCAGAGUGCACAUCCCCACAGAAAUGUGAGACAAAACAUACCGCUCAGGAAGGUCAGGAGUGCAGUUCCAGUCAGUCCAGCUCUGAUGUAACACUGGAUGGGAAUAGGGGUACUAAAAGAGAUAACAGUGUUUUAUCAGAUGAUUCAGAGUCAUCGCCAAAAAAGCCAAACAUGGUCCAGAAAAAUAAGAAGAGGUGUUACAAAUGCAGCUGCAAGCUGGAGCUAGCUCAGAGAGCAAUUGGGAGAUGUAGAUGUGGGCUUGUAUUUUGCCCCUUGCACAGAUUGCCUGAACUUCAUGAAUGUGAGUUUGACCAUAAAGAAGAAGGCCGAGAGAAAGCACGUGAAAAAAUGGUUAAGCCAACACGCCAUCUUGGAACUUCCUUCAGGCGUCUCGAGUCCGAUUCUUGAGGUGGUGCCUGGCUAGGAAGUGGGAGUAUCAAUGCAAAUACAAACUCAACUCCUUCAUAAUAGAUUUGUACCACUGACAAAGUUGUGUGAGGGGAUGCCUCUCUCUCAUUUUGUGGUCAGUACAUGAUUGUACAGAAGACAUAUUUCAAGACAUAAUGAUUGUGCAUGUGUCUUCACUUCAUUUCUCAUUGGAUUUUAUACUUGUGCUGGACAUUGGUUUGUAGAUAUGAUGUGUUGUCGUGAUUGGCCAUUGAUUAGCCAAUCAAAUUUGUUAAUGCAGUUAGCCUUGAAUUUUCAUAGACCAAUCAGAUGUGGCUUUACUGUCACUGGUUCUUUUAAGCAAUCAGUGCAAAUCUUAUCAAUAUUUGGUUUACAUAUUCUGAAAAGUUUGUUUUGGUGACCAAGCGUUUGACAUGGUGUGAAAUAUGCACAUGAUGAUGCAGUUACGUAGUCUCUUUCAUUGACCAGAUUUCAUAAUAAAACCGACAUCAUACUCAUUGGUCAUUCAUUCAAUGGUACCAAUCAAACUCUUCAAUUAUUUCAUGUCUAAAAGUGCAGAAAUACUUGAGGGAAGGAUAGGAAAUUGUGUUUUAAUUAUUAAUCAAACGUUCAACUGAUAUAUUGUUGAUUAUUGUAACUUGAUUUUUUAUUUCUUACACCUAGGUUUAGUUUAUGCCGACCUAUCAAAUCUUCUUUUUUUUCAGUCUUUAAGUGUAAUAAAUAUUAAAAAGAUAAUUUAAACAUGUUUUGAUAAAUGACACUUGCUCAAGAUUUUUGGCAAUAUUCAUUGGUAUAUAUUUCCUUUAUAGCCAUUAAGGGCUUGAAAUAUUCUGUUUAAUGAUCAGUGUUUGAGUUACUUCUCAUUGUACUAGUAUUAUAGGUUCAAGAUUUGGUAGACUUAAGAUUCAAACACAGUUGGUGUAAAGCUCCAGGAACCAAGGAUCCCAAACUUUUUAGCACUGCUGAUAACAAUUUCUUCCCUACUCUCAAGUAUUGGUGUACGUGUAGCAGCAGUCUGCACUACGUCCAAGUGAGUGUUGGAGCAGACGUGCAAGAUGUGUGGAACCCUGCAGCUGGUCUGUGUACAAACGGACACCAUUAAUGUAUUGUAUCUACCUCUGUGCAGCCUUGCAGGCUGUCCUUGUAUGAUGUACAAGUUGCUUCAUCAACCUGCCUGCCAAGGGCCAUUGUGUUUACCUGUAACUAAGCACUGCAUUAUUGUGGUGCUGUUCUAAGUUCCAUGGAAUUGCUUGCAGCCACUAGACUAGAUUUGGAAAUCACAAAUGUUAAGAUUUUUGGGUGGGGACUAGAUUUUCAAAGAACAUUUUUUAAUAUAUUUAUUACUUGUGUCAAAAGUCAUGCUCACUUGAGGAGUUCUUGUACUAAAUCAACAUGACAACAUAAAAAAAUGCUGUUUUUUACUGAUACAACAUCGGGGGAUGUCCCAAAUUGAUUUCAUUUUGAAUGAGACUAAAAGGUCAUGAAUGAGAUGUGUUUAUGUAUAGUUCUCUAAAUCUUUCAGAUAUGUCUUAUUGUUGACCUUUCCAAAAUGUUUACCUGUAUUGGUGUCUUUUAAGCUAAUGAAGGUGAAGGUCAAAGAGAGAAACAACACUUUCUCAUUGUUUGGGUCUGCAAACUGCAUUUCACACAGAAUAUAGGUCACCAUGACCUACAAUUAUGAAAUUUGCUGACUUUAAAUUCUUCCUCAUAUAAUAAGACUCUAGAUAAAAGUCAUCACUGGUAGGUAUGACAUGAUUUAACAUCAAACUGAAGACGUUUUACUGGGGGGGUAAUGUUUUUUGUUGAAUUGCAAAUUUUGGUCCCCCGAAGAAUAAAUGGAUGAUGCAGCUGCUGAUUUAGUUGAUAAUAGAUUUUGAAAAGUAAGAAUCCUGUAACUAGUUAAAACCAAACUAAUUUAGUUGUAUUUUUAUAUAUUUAUUAACUUCUAUUAAUGAUAUAGUUUUCAGAUAAGGAGAGCAUAUACAUGAAGAAUACUCUUCUUCUUUUUUUUCAAACUAAAUGAUGAUGAUAAUUCAGAUUUGUUCUGAUUUCAUCAAGUCCAUCUCCAUAAACCUGUUUAAUUACCGGUACCUGUGUGUUACAUAUUGUUUUAAACUUUGGAUUUAUCAAUAUGGCUGCUGGGAAGUCGGCAACUGAAUGAUGUACUAUGUCUGUGGCAGCAUGCACCAAGCUUUUUUACGUUUACCUAUUUCUCGGUUACAUUUAUUUCUCAUGGACCUUGCUGUUAUCUCAACAACAUGUUGGUAAAACCAAGGCCAUCAUAAAUUGAUUGCUAGUUUUGUCCUUUUGCCAAAGUUUGAUUCAUCCUACCUCAUUGUGUACUGUAAUUAUUAUCAUUUUUCAUUAAAGUAGUAUAACAAAAAUAACAUAACAUAUUGAUAAAAUAACAGAACAAUAUCAGCUUCCCUAUGUUCACAUUUCAGAAGAAUGUGGAUUAAAACUAAUAACUGAUUUAUGAUGGCCUAUCCAUCUGGUAUUAUUUCCCUGAGACUAUUAGAAUACAGGGUGUCUGCUGGUAUUUACUCUCAUCUACAUUUCGAAUUGAGGAAGGAAGUGUCCAUUUCUGUUGCACUCUAUGCACUAUACCAACAAAGCUAAAUUCACUUUAUAAGAAUAUGCAUUCAAGUCAUUUUUUAACCGUUUGCAUGUGAGUAAAUUGUUUUGUUCAUUUGUAAAAACUAUUUUGAUACAUGGAGGCAAAAAACUGAUAUAGGAAACCCAAUUUUUUCCACAGGACAGUGUGAUAAUUUUAAAACAUUUAAAGAUACGUAGUUCCCUGAAUAUCAAAUGUGCAGCAACGUUUCAUUUAUGUCCCACAGUGCCAUGACAUCACUUAACGAGGUUAGUAUAGAGAGACAUCAUUAUAUUACCACAUGGCACUACUUCCUUUCACUUUUAACAUAGAAAUUGUAAAAUGGGAACAUAUUCAAUAUGUUCUAUUUUUUCUUAUAUUAUGAUUAUUGGCAUCCUUGCAACAUUCAGACUCCUGAUAGCUGGCGGCUCCAGUUGAGCUGAGAACACUAAACCAUACCAGCGGACAUCCAAAAUUCAUGAGUUAGAAUCUGAAUCUUGAAGUGUGAAUAUUUAUGUUUAACAUUAUCAGUAUAAUGUUUCCUCAUUAGAGUAAUUUAUAAGUGUGCAAUGAUCGUGAGUUCCAUGCUUCUGACUGUAGCCCAGUUUGUCAUAUGUAUGUGGAGAAGAGUCGCACAGAGAUCUAUUUUCAAUACAGGUCAUUAGUGAUUUGAAAACCAGUCAUCUAUCAUGAUGAGACAAAAUCAUCACUCACAAUGUAUUUGCCCAACAAGGUAUAUCAGUUUGAUGAAAAUGCUUGGAUAGGUUAUAUGUAAGUGAGGUGUCUGUGUAUAGUUGGCCUCUUAUGUUAUGAAAAUUUCAUGGAUAUGUUCAUUAUUCCAUUGACAGUAUAUUACAUUACAUCAUUUGGUUACAUAUGUUCAGCAGGCAUCUGAAGAACGACAUUUACAUCCAUACAUAUUUUGGAAAUUGAAAUUUAUGGCCAUACAUUUUGUAUUUUUUCAUUAAAAAUAUUAGGUUUUCAAACUAAACUGACUGAUCAGUGAUAUUGAGUUACCAUUUGAAAAUUAAUUUAAAAAUAUUAAAGAUCAGAAAAUGUUACUCAACAUAAUAUUCAUCUUUGAAAGACUUUCUACACCUUACACAAAUCAAUGAAAUCUCAGGUUUAUAGUGUACUGUUGGAUAUUGAACAAGUGAUCCAAAGUAAGACAAGGCAAACAGAGUUCCCUCCCCUUCCUUCAACCCUGUUAUCAGGAGUUAUAAGUUUGUUCGCUUGUUAAAAACAGUGUUAAUUAUAUAUUCUCUUUUCUAUGAGGAUAGGAUACUCUGUUUAUAUUUGUAGAAUUACACCUCGGUUAGUUUGUAGACAUAUAUUAGAAUUAUUUAUUACCUGGAGUAGAAUCCCUUUGUUAUGGUUAUUUAGUCAGCAAUGAUUUUGUUUACAGAUAUUUAAAGAAUCUUCAUUUGUAAACUUUGCAGAGUAUACAACAUUUAUUUAAUGGUUGAAGUCUUGAUACUAGGAGACAAUGACACAUUGUACUCAUUGUUGGAUAAAAGUGCUGUGAAAUUGAUAUCCAUUUACCAAAAGAACAUCAAGACUUAGUUCUUCCUUGUGUCAUUUGAUGUUUCAACUUAGUUCCAUCAUCAGUGGGUCUAUUCUUUGUGACAACAGGUUGUGGGGAAAUAUGGAAGUAAAUACUACUGGCAGGAUAAGAAAUAAAUAAUUUCAUCAUGUUUCACAAAUACUACAUAUUAGUCUAGUGUGUUAACUGGUAUGAAAGUUUUCCUUGAUAAUAAUUUUGUGAUAGAUAUUAUUAUGAAGUUUAACUGCAGCUAAAAUCCUAAACUUUUAGUGUUGCAUUGUGGCAAACUGUAGUUCAGGUUCAAUCAACUUUAACAGGUUAAUAUUCAGGACUUGUUAUUGUAAGUGCUGUAUUAUUAAGUUUGUCAAGUUAGCUAUGUAUGUGGAAUUGUUUUCUGGAAUGGGCCUGGUUGCUUGAUGGUAGUGAGCGGUUAAAACAUGCUUCAAUUUCCAUGGAAGAAUGGGGGAGAUUAUCAGGCUAGACAGACAUAUCUGACCCUUGAACUGCAUAAUGUUUCUUCCAACUGAUUCUCAAUAUGUUAUCUUGUCAAACAUUCACUUAAAUAUUUCUUUUUAAAUAUUAGGUCUUACAAGACAUAUAUAAAAGUUCAUUUGAUAUCCUUUUCUGCUGUGAAGUGACAGCUUGUCAUGAAUUUGUUGUGUUUAAACUUGUCUGCAUGAUAAAGGUUGAAUGAAUCACUUAGCAACAGUGUAUAUGUAAGUGUGUAAAACACUGCUCUAAAGAAAUUACAGAACACCCAGGUGUUUUUUCCGUAUGACUGGAGUUAAUCUGUCAAGGUGUUACAGAUUAUCAAUAGCCAUAUGAACAAAUCGGGUGUUCUUGGACUUCUCUAGGGGAGUAUACUGUGAAGGGUACUACUUCCUUAGUCAUCUGGAUUUUGUUUGUCUGCUUUUACAAAACUUGGACAUGACUGUACCUUUCAGGUUUUGUUUUUUAUAGAUAAUACCAAUAUGGAAAUUGCAUAUCACACCCACGAUAUGCAACUAGAAUGUCUUGUUUGAUUUUCAGUGCUUCCAUCCCUGUAGCUCUUUUAGUAGUGAAGCACUUCAAAUUUUAGUGAAAAUCUGAUGCAUGCUUGUCCAGAGAUUACUUUUGUUUCAAUACCUGCUCGAGAGAUUUCCCUAGACAAUGCUAUUUUUAUAACUAUUACAUUAAAGAUCAAGCAGUUUCAUUUUAAGAUAACUGAUCUUAUAUGUGUAAUUAAGAUAGAAUGUAAUUCAUUUCUUGUAAUAAGUUACAUUUUUAUCUUUUGCCAAGUUGUUAACAAGAGUGACGCAAUCGAUAGGGAUUAUUUAAAUAAUGUUAUCUCACACUUAAGGUAUGUCACUCCAGGAGGUGUGUUUAUCUGGGGAAAUCUCGAGUUGGACACUUAACAUCAUCAAUUGGCAAUAACCAUACUGUACCUCAUUGUCUAGGUUUAGGAUAAUGAUUAUAACAUCAAUAAAUGACACCAGUAUAAUAUCA